Molecule: messenger RNA, 1811 nt
Organism: Musca domestica (house fly)
Lineage: Eukaryota; Metazoa; Arthropoda; Insecta; Diptera; Muscidae
Product: solute carrier family 22 member 3
Exons: 6
Coding region: 64-1773 (569 amino acids)
Biological process (GO): transmembrane transport
Molecular function (GO): transmembrane transporter activity
Source: RefSeq, a predicted model, not a curated record
GAAAAGCAAAAAAAACACAAAAAAAAAAAAAUAAAAAAAAUCCCCCCUCUUUUCGAUUCGCCAAUGACCUCUAGUCCGAACAGCGAAGACGUGGUAACCCAAAUUACUGGAAAUUUUGGAAAAUGGCAACUCAAAACCUUGAUUUUCAUCUGCCUGUGCAAAAUUCCAGCCACCUGGUUUAUGGCCUGCAUUAGCUUUACAGCACCCGUGCCACAGACGGCGGAGUUUCUCUGUAUUCCACCGGAGAGAGAUGUGGAUCAUCACACACUGCAUCCGGCUGAGUUAUGGCUAAAAAAUCAAACAUCGGUUGGGGGAGAAAUGUUGGAGAAAACAGACCGUGAAUUUUUCAUUGAUCAAUGUUACACCUAUCGUCUGACGAAUGGCACAAAUCGAACGGAAUAUGAAUGGAAAAUUACGGCACGAAAUAGAAGCGGUCUGUUUGGUAAUUCAGAGAUGGAAUUAGACGAAGUACCAUGUGAACAUUUUGAACAUCGAGCGGAAUAUAAGUCAGUGGUGACACAAUUCGAUUUGGUGUGUUCGCGUGAAAUGUUGGUCUCGUUGACGCAGGCUUUUCAUGCCCUCGGUGGGCUCAUUGGCGGUCUGAUGGCAAUGAAUAUUUUGAAAUUUGUUAGCCCGAAGCGCCUGAUGAUGUACGGCAUUAUUGGUCAAAUCAUUUGUGGAAAUCUAACUGGAUUAGUGUCCACCUUCAUACUCCAUGUUUAUAAUCGAUGUUUAACAGCGGCAUUUUGUUCCUUUAUGACGGUCUCCGGUCAGGUUAUAGUUACCGACAUCACAUCGGGUAAACAACGCACCAUCAUACUUGUAUUAUCCGAACUUUUUGCAUCGAUUGCCCUCAUCCUGCUGCCAGGAGUUUCUAUGUACUGUGAUAGCUGGACCUAUCUCUACAUAGCCAUAUCUUCAUCGCUUCUUCUAUUCAUAAUACCACACAGAUUCAUAACCGACAGUCCACGAUGGCAUCUCAAAAAGGGAAAUAUGAAUGAAACCCUUCGAAUUUUAUCUGAAGCAGCCACCAUCAACUGUCGAGAAAUUCCCAACGAUGUUUUGUCACGUUUGGAGCAAAAAUCUUGGCAAAUGCGAAAUAGUCGCUCACCCUCAUAUUGGACCAUCUGGGAUGGUAAAACGCCGAGACGCUUUAUCGUCAUGCUCCACUGGAACUGGUCGGUAUCGGUGGUUGUCUAUACUGUGAUGAUUUUGAUGAUACGCCUGUUGGGUGUUAAAUAUAUGCACGUGAAUACAUUUUGUUUGGGCUUUGCUGAAAUGCUGGGCAUUGCAAUGGGCCUCUACAUUAUCCUCUACACCAGAAGACACUGGCUGCAUUCUGGAUUUCUCUUGAUUUUUGCUGGCUUUACUACUUACUUUAUAUGGCUCUCCCCGGAUGGAGUCAAAGAGUCUCGCAAAGCUGGCUAUGAACUGUGUUUUUGGCUCAUCCUGAAAAUGCUGAACUCCGCAGUGUUGGUCGUCUUAUCCACUCGUACCGCUGAAAUGGUUUCGGUCGAAAAACGACCAAUGCUUAUGCUAUCCACCGGAUGCUUCAGUAAGUUCUGGUUAACCGUGGUACCAUUUUCAUUGGUUGUGGGAAAAAUCCACUAUCUCCUGCCGAUGACAAUGUUUGCAACCGCCGCCAUUAGUAGUGGCUUGAUGCUGUGUUACUUCAAUCGCUAUUAUCAAAAUUCGGAGGUUAAGAAGGGUUCAGUUCCUGCACAGAAUGGUGGAUAUCGCAAGCGAUCUUCAUUGUUAUUUGAAGACAAUUAAAGUAUUUCAUUAAAUUUUAGAGAAUUUUUAAAUAUUUA